Molecule: messenger RNA, 2074 nt
Organism: Corylus avellana
Lineage: Eukaryota; Viridiplantae; Streptophyta; Magnoliopsida; Fagales; Betulaceae
Gene: OVA6
Product: Class II aaRS and biotin synthetases superfamily protein
Biological process (GO): prolyl-tRNA aminoacylation
Cellular component (GO): mitochondrion; aminoacyl-tRNA synthetase multienzyme complex; chloroplast stroma
Molecular function (GO): proline-tRNA ligase activity; ATP binding
Source: RefSeq, a predicted model, not a curated record
GGUACACAGCCACCACACUGUGACCCACUCUAGUCUCAAAAACCUCAUCUUCCUCUCUAUUCGCUCGUAGAGACCUUGCAAAGUUACGCUAGCUUUGACAAAGCCCCAAAAGAGCGAGCGAACACUGGAAAAUGGUGGUGUGUCUGAGGCUCCCUUCUCUCACGUCGUCUCUAUUCUCUUCCGCCACCGCCAACUCCCUCAGGCGCUCUCCGGCGUUUCUCCGGCGGCGAAGCAUUCGCCAGCUCCCGCCAUCGACGUUAGCCGCCGCCAGGUUCUCGGCGCAGGGCACGGCGACGACGGAGGAGCGGGCGGAUGAGAAGUCGAAGAGCGGAGCGAACAGCCAGGAGCGAGUGAUAACGCCUCGGUCACAGGACUUCAACGCUUGGUACCUGGAUAUCAUUGCCAACGCUGAGCUCGCCGACUACGGUCCCGUCCGCGGCACCAUGGUUAUUCGCCCCUACGGCUACGCCAUUUGGGAGGCCAUUCAGGAGUACCUGAACGUUAAGUUCAAGGAGACCGGUCACAGUAACAUGUAUUUCCCGCAGUUUAUACCAUACUCAUUUAUAGAGAAAGAAGCCAGCCAUGUUGAGGGUUUUAGUCCAGAAUUAGCUCUUGUGACUAUCGGGGGAGGAAAGGAACUAGAAGAAAAACUUGUGGUUCGACCUACAAGUGAAACCAUAGUAAAUCACAUGUUCACUCAAUGGAUUCAUAGCUACCGUGAUCUUCCUCUCAUGGUUAACCAGUGGGCGAAUGUCACAAGAUGGGAGAUGCGAACAAAACCAUUUGUGAGGACUCUUGAAUUUCUCUGGCAGGAGGGGCAUACUGCUCAUGCCACUCCAGAAGAGGCAGAAAAUGAGGCUAUACAGAUGAUUAACGUCUAUACAAAAUUUGCUUAUGAGCAAGCUGCAAUACCUGUUAUUGCAGGUCGAAAAUCUAGAGUUGAAACAUUUGCUGGUGCUUCAAGGACCUAUACAAUUGAAGCCAUGAUGGGUGAUCGCAAGGCAUUACAGGCUGGAACCAGCCAUAAUCUCGGGCAGAACUUCUCUCGUGCUUUUGGAACCCAGUUCACAGAUGAAAACGGACAAAGGCUACAUGUAUGGCAAACAUCAUGGGCAGUUAGUACCCGUUUUGUUGGUGGUAUUAUCAUGACCCAUGGAGAUGAUGCAGGGUUAAUGCUUCCUCCAAGGCUUGCACCUAUACAGGUGGUAAUUAUACCAAUUUGGAAGAAGGAUGAUGACAAAACUGGAGUUCUAAAUGCCGCAUCAUCUGUAAAGGAUCUUCUGCAAACUGCAGGGUUUAAAGUUAAACUUGAUGACUCGGACCAAAGAACCCCAGGAUGGAAAUUCAAUUUCUGGGAGAUGAAGGGAGUCCCUCUAAGGAUUGAGAUUGGUCCUCGUGAUGUUUCCAGUGGAAGUGUGGUUAUAUCUAGGAGAGAUAUUCCCGGAAAGCAGGGGAAAGUGUUUGGAAUCUCUAUGGAACCUUCAAUUUUAGCAGCUUAUGUAAAAGACAAAUUGGGCGAGAUCCAGGCAUCUCUUUUGGGACAAGCAACUUUAUUUCGGGACAGUAAUAUUGUAGAUGUAAGCUCGUAUGAUGAACUCAAAGUCGCAAUUUCCCAGGGCAAAUGGGCAAGGGGUCCUUGGUCAGCUAGUGAUGAAGACGAGUUAAAAGUGAAAGAAGAGACGGGGGCAACCAUUAGGUGUUUUCCCUUUGAGCAGCCUCAAGGGAUUAAAACAUGCUUGAUGACUGGCAAUCCUGCGGAGGAAGUAGCCAUUUUUGCAAAAUCUUAUUAAGACUCCAGGCAUGCUUCCCUUGAAGGUAAUCAUAUUGUUUAUGAUAUGGCAGCUGGUUGUCGGUCAAUCUUGUUAAGAGCUCUUGUUCCAAACUAUAAUUAGGACUAAAUUGUCCAAAUUGGUGUAAAUUAUUGACUGUUCUUCAACUUUUCUAUUGGUCUUGAUUCUACAUAAAGAUGGAUGCGGUUGCAUUUAGAUGCAGGAAGUAUAUUGAUAUGCGUUAUAUCUAACCUGAUAGAAGUUUUGGAGUUAUCUGAGAUAUUGGAUUCUUUUGGUGCACUAAA